Messenger RNA from Durotheca rogersii, 711 nucleotides. RefSeq lists its product as uncharacterized. The transcript has 4 exons. Bases 1 to 711 code for a protein of 236 amino acids. The record is from RefSeq and is a predicted model, not a curated record. Lineage: Eukaryota; Fungi; Ascomycota; Sordariomycetes; Xylariales; Xylariaceae.
AUGCCGUAUGCCCAUCUCGAACUCGCCGCUCCCGGCAACCUCGCCAUGGCUAGGUUCGAUUACCCGUAUAAGAAAGGCGUGAACAUCACCGCCUGGGUCCUGCAGAUCCUCGUCUGCCUGAUCCUCCUCGCCGCGUCGGCGUGGCUGCUGAAUCUGGUCAACUCGGACGAUUUCGACGGCAGCCUGGGCGAGUAUGAAGGCUUGGUCACUGCGGCCUCCGGCCUCCAGAUCGGUAUCACCGCCCUAACAAUCAUAUUCGAUAUCGUCGAGAUCGUCCUCAUCACGGGAAAGCGGAUGCCGCCCGCCCUCUAUCUCUCCAGCGCCUGCAUCAAAACCGGCAUCUGGGGCGCCAUCUUCAUCAUGAACCUGAUCUCGCUAUCGAUCCUCGCCAUCUGCCUAACCUUGGUCCUUUUUGGCACGUCUCUGAUGCAGCUCAUCUACGGGGCCAUCCUCAUCCACCGCAAGCGACGGGGCACAUUGACGGGCGGCGACUAUGCGCUCUCCAUCAACCCGGAUACCUUCACCGCCCCCCUCGGCGCGCCGCCCCCGGGAUACUACUACCAGAACCCGAACGUAAACACCGAGUACAAGCCGCCGACGGCCGUCGCGUCGCCGCCGCCACCUCAGAACCUGUAUUCCGCCCCCGAAGUCACCGGCCAGCCGGCGCCGGCCGGCACAUACGAGAUGGACAACCGCCAACGCUUCGCGUAA